CGUACCCUUUUUCCGCGUUUCUUUCUCUCUCUCUCUCUAGAUUUCUCUUCCAAUCAAAUCACAGAAAAACGCUGCGACGCUCUCUAUCUACUUUCUCUUCGGAAAAAAAUUUCAGUUUCAGAGUUUUUUUUUUUUUUUUUUUUCUUUUUUUAGUGAUCGGUGGAGCUGAAUUUGCAAUGGAACUGGUAUUGGAAAUGAAGGAUUGGUAGAUGGGCUUCAAUGUCCGAUCCUCUAUGCUCGAUCUGUCACUGACUCGCUUUGUUCAGCUGGUUUUGGUACCAAGUUUUCUGAAAUGUCAAAGCAUAGAGUAAAAUGAGCCAGAUUGAAGUAUCAAGGAUGAAGCCUCCCCUUGUUCCGCUUGCAACUUUGAUUGGUCGUGAGCUUAGGAGCGAGAAGGUUGAGAAACCAUUCGUUAAGUAUGGGCAGGCUGCUUUAGCAAAGAAAGGAGAGGAUUACUUUCUGAUAAAACCCGAUUGCCAGAGGAUUCCUGGAAAUCCGUCGACAUCAUUUUCUGUCUUCGCGAUUUUUGAUGGGCAUAAUGGUAUAUCGGCUGCUAUUUUUGCGAAAGAGAAUUUAUUGGCUAAUGUCUUAAGUGCAAUUCCUCAAGGAAGCAGUCGGGAAGAGUGGCUUCAAGCCCUUCCUCGGGCAUUAGUAGCGGGUUUUGUGAAAACUGACAUCGAAUUUCAGCAGAAAGGGGAAACAUCAGGAACAACUGUGACAUUUGUUGUGAUUGAUGGGUGGACCGUGACUGUUGCAUCUGUUGGGGAUUCUCGAUGCAUAUUGGACUCUCAAGGGGGUGAGGUUUCUCUUUUGACUGUUGAUCACAGGCUGGACGAUAAUGCAGAAGAGAGAGAACGUGUAACUGCAAGUGGUGGUGAAGUAGGAAGGCUCAAUGUUUUCGGCGGCAAUGAGGUUGGCCCCCUACGCUGCUGGCCUGGUGGAUUAUGCCUUUCUAGGUCAAUUGGUGACACAGAUGUAGGAGAAUUCAUUGUCCCAAUACCUCAUGUGAAGCAAGUUAAGCUUUCAAGUGCUGGCGGAAGAUUGAUAAUAGCUUCUGAUGGCAUCUGGGAUGCUUUAUCUUCUGAUAUGGCUGCAAAGUCUUGUCGGGGAUUACCUGCUGAGCUUGCUGCAAAGUUGGUUGUUAAGGAGGCUCUAAGGUCGAGAGGUCUGAAGGAUGAUACAACCUGCCUGGUUGUGGAUAUAAUCCCAUCAGAUCAUCCUGUCUUACCGCCAACAACACCAAGGAAGAAACAGAAUGUGCUUACAUCACUUCUCUUUGGGAAGAAAACUCAGAACUCCGUUAACAAAGCUAAGCUUUCUGCUGUUGGAGUUGUGGAGGAGCUGUUUGAAGAGGGUUCUGCAAUGCUUGCCGAAAGGCUGGGUAAGGAUUUCCCUUUGGAUACAAAUUCUGGGAUUUUCAGAUGUGCAAUCUGCCAAGUGGAUCAGCCUCCAGCUGAUGGUUUAUCAGUAAAUUCUGGACCUUUUUUCUCACCAGCAUCAAAACCUUGGGAGGGCCCAUUUCUCUGCACAACUUGUCGGAAAAAGAAAGAUGCCAUGGAAGGAAAGGGGCCAAGCAGACCCACAGUGAUCUCGUAGUAAUUUAUCUAUUACAGACUGAAUAUAUUUUUUCUCUGGCAGUGUGAGCAUGCUUAGUUUUCUUUUUUUUCGGUGGUGGUUAUUAUAGAUAUGUGUAAGAAAUGAGGUUGAGAUACAAAUCGCCAGUAGGUAUUUUUUCACUUGUUAAGAGUUUGUGUGGAUCUGGUUUGUGCUCAGCUGUUGGACUGGACUGACUGACGGAGAGUGGAAGUGCUAUCUGAUAGAUAUGCUUGUGAUAGGUUUUUUGUUGCUAACUGCUUGUUGUAAGUAAAUUGAAGAUUGCAUAGUAAUAUAAUUUGUUGCAGUGGCUUAUUUAUGCCCAGUUUGCAAUCUUA
Messenger RNA from Ziziphus jujuba (common jujube), 1931 nucleotides. Its product is annotated as probable protein phosphatase 2C 5. Gene Ontology annotation, biological process: protein dephosphorylation. Gene Ontology annotation, molecular function: protein serine/threonine phosphatase activity. The record is from RefSeq and is a predicted model, not a curated record. The coding region runs from base 313 to 1596 and encodes 427 amino acids. The transcript has 8 exons. NCBI's taxonomy places the organism in Eukaryota, Viridiplantae, Streptophyta, Magnoliopsida, Rosales, Rhamnaceae.